Oryzias melastigma (Indian medaka) is the source of this 3918-nucleotide messenger RNA. RefSeq lists its product as uncharacterized. NCBI's taxonomy places the organism in Eukaryota, Metazoa, Chordata, Actinopteri, Beloniformes, Adrianichthyidae. The record is from RefSeq and is a predicted model, not a curated record. The transcript is spliced from 13 exons. The coding region runs from base 766 to 3546 and encodes 926 amino acids.
AUGGAGGGACAAAGAAAGAGGAGAAAAAAAGCAGAGUUGAAUAAGAUUAUGUGACCAAAAAGCAAACAAGAACACGGACACAUGAAUCACCUUUUAUAAGGUCUUUUGAAGGAUGCCUUUUAUUGCUUUGCUCCAGAAAUGUGGAGUGGAGAGAAAACAAGAGUGAAAUGGAGAGAUCUGUGAUCCGUACAUAAGAAGGUCUAUUUAGACUAAUUAAUGUGCAGAGUUAAAGAACAUUCACAGAGGACCAAAUGCUUUUUCUUUUCCCGCAGACUUCCACUAUGUUUUACACGGGUAAACAUUAACUCAUCAUAACAGCAGAGAGCUGGAGACUCAAAGGGAGAACAGAAUCUCCCUUUUCUCUCUAAAAUGUAACUUUCACCCACAAAGAAAAGCGCUGGAGUCCGGCCUGACUGUUUGCACACACAAGCUCAGUGGGGAUUACGUUCUCCGUUUGUUCGUGGCAACGCUGCACCAAUGUAAAGUAGCUCCCGAGAUCUUGGCCAGAAGUCCAUCUGAAUUUUAAGUGACCAGUUUCCUCAUUUGUGUGUCCAUCUCCCCCUGCUUUACUUUCUCCUCCGUCUCCCUCUCAGCUUAUUUAUUGAGAACGUACACAUUUCAAAGGCCUCUUUUUUUAACUUCUGUCAAGCCCAGGAACAAUAUUUCUUAUUUCCCGGCCAGCAGGACAAUCCCGCCCACUGUCACCUCUAUAUAAGACAACAGAAGGACCAGGAAGAUAAGAGUGUUCUCAAGACAGGCCUGACCAUGCAGUGUAAAGUCCUCAUCUUUGUUGUGCUUCUGGCUCUCAUAAAGCAUGUGUCCUUGGCUGAAAUCGAGGCGAGCCCCAACACCACCGUAACCUUUCCCUGCAACGUCUCUCUGAGCGAGGACCAAAGAGACGUGUCUCUGAUGAAAGUCAAGUGGAUAAAAAAUGGCAGCGACGUCGUUGCCUCAUUUGGAGAAACACCAGCGACGAUAUGGGACGGCUUCAGCUGGAACAAUGAGAGUUUCAUCAACGGGGAUUUUUCCAUCACCCUCUUGAAGGCCAGCCUCGACUUGGAGGGCGUCUACGAGUGCACAGUCAGCUACAACUCCUCGUCCAUACACACUAGCAAUGUUACAUUUGGCAUCGUUGCACCCCCCUUCCUGUCUGUGCCUCAGCGGUGGGUGGUGCUCGGAAAGGAAGCUCAGUUUGAGUGCCAUGCGAGAGGUUACUAUCCUCCACCAAUCUCGUUUUCCUGGAGCAGAAAUGGGGAAGAGAUUAAGCCUCUCUACCCGGUGGAGGGUAAGGAGAUCCCAGGCGGGUACUACGACGCGGUGGGCAAGCUGACCUACACUCCUUCUCAAGACGACCGCAAUGCGACCUUUGCCUGCAAAGUGUUGCACAGUGGGAGCUAUCAGGAACAGGAUUUCCAGCUUAACAUCACCUUCCUCCCCAAAGUCAAACUGUCCGCCAUGGCCUCAGCCUCCAACAAAGCCCCUCUGACGCUUUACUGCGACGUAGAGAAGUUCUACCCAGAGACGGUGUUUGUGUCCUGGUUUCAAAACGGCACCGUUCUCCCAAACCCACCGGCCGUAGAACAGAACCCGGAUGGAACUUACAAGACCAGACAUUAUUUCACUUUGAGCCCAGAGCAAAGGCAGCAGCGGGGACAGGUUGAGUGUGCCGUAACUCAGCCUGGAGUAGAGAGCCCUGUCAAUGUGUCAGAAGAUCUGGACAAACUGGAUCCUCAAAGUGAAACAGCAGUGAUGAACAAAUCAGCCAAAGCCCUGGUGGCUAUGAUGUGUAUCUCUAUAGUUCUGGUCUUCCUGCUUUGCUUUGGCUUUUCCUGGAGAAGAAGGGAUGAGAAGCAGAAGUCCCUCACUGUGUCUGGCAUCCUCCUCCCUCCACGAGUGAUCGUGGGUCAAAAGGGCAGAGUGUCGGUCAGCAUCGAAGGCCGACGGGUGGACCGCGUCCAAACCGUCUGGUUUCUCGACGACACUCCCAUCUCUGACACCUCCGUCAUUGGAACGUCCAGAUCUAACUUUAACUGCCUCUACAGCCCCCUAACUACCGUCCAUCUGCCCUAUGGUCUAACUCUCACCUCCACAGCUUCGGAGAAAGGCCCUCUCCUGACCUCCAGAGGCAAAAUGGGUUACUACAAGCUGCACACUCAGGGACCGUUGCAUUCUUCCAAAAGUGGCACCCAACAGCUGAUCUCGGCGCUCACCUUCAUCCCUCAGAUUGCCCUCCACAAGGGGGCAGUGUUUAAAUGUCAAGUGUCCUACAUAGGCAAGGACAAGAUUGUGCAGGAAAGAGUGUCGGAGAAGUUCACGAUUUUGUCUCCACCGGAAGUGUCAGAAAUUCAGCUGACAGAGACACAGAAUGACUCAGAUGUCAUCAACAUGACGGUUUCCGCCUCACAUUUCCACCCGGAUGUCAUCACCUUCCGCUGGUUCUGCCAGGGGGGCGAGCUGACCCCCGUGGCCUCGGAGGCCUCCUCGUCCCCUCGCCCAAAUUCUGAGGGGCUCUUCUCGGCCUACAGCCAAUGCAAGCUUCCCCGGGGGGAGCUGGAAAAGGGAGCCACCAAGGUGUGGGUUAAAGUCCACCACAUCGCUCUGAAGCAUCCAAUCACUCGUGAAUCGAGAGGCUUCAUCAAAAGGCCGUGCAUUUCUGAAAUCGUCAGCUCUGACCUCUCCUCGAGUCAAACUCUGGGAUGUGAAAUCACAGAUUUUUACCCUCCGAACAUCUCAGUCACUUGGUUAAGGUUUAGAGGGGGAGAGGAGGAUGACCGGGAAGAGGAGGUGAUAGAAGGAGGGGAGCUUUGGGGCCCAAUACAAACUCAAUCCAGACGUUUUAGGGCAACCGCCUCUUUGGAGAGGAGACUAAUCCAUCAGGAGGCAAAGGAGAGAAGAGGAGGGAUUAUCUGCAGGGUGGACCACUGCUCUUUACCUGAGCCGAUGGAGAAGCACUGGAAAUAUGGCGGCAAUGUCCCUCCCCACAUCCCUUCAUCUAUCUCAGUCUGUUGGAGCGGCGAGGGUGUCGGCGUCUUCUCCAUUUUGUUGAAAGGAGGUCACCCGAAGCCAAAGUUGCUCUGGACCGCGGGUGGGCCGACCUUCUCACCGUUAGUGUCCAGUGAGACGGAGGAGAUAGGAGAUGACGGGAUGAGGGAGCUGAAGAGUGUGUGCGCCCUGGAGAGGUCCAACGCUUUAACGAAUCCAGAAAACAAACAGCUGAAGAAACGCAAGAAAGGACAUCAAAUAAAAACAAAGGCCGCGGUCACAGACCCAGACAUUAAAGGAAUAGAAUACAUCGAUGAAAGAGCGGAUGAAGAGAACACCGACAAAGACGAAGAAACAAUAUCCGAAGAAGACGAGGAGAGCGACACAGAAAAAGAGGACGACCCGAACGCCCUUCACAUCAACAGAGUCAACUUGACAAAGGGCCCCAAAGAAAACAAGAGAGUGCGGUUACGAGUGUGCCUCGAAAUUACGCAUCCUGCUCUCAAACUUCCUGUUUAUCGAACUUGGACGGAACCCAAUGAGGAAAUUUCACCAUCUGCAUGAAAGCUUUACAGCACUGCUUCCCCUCUUUCGUUUAACCUUCAUAUAAGUGCAAAAUAUUUAUCAUUCAAGUUAAUAUAAAGUAUCUUGGUGUAUCUGUUGUGACAACUUUGGUUUUAUCUUAUUACCUUUCGGUUUAUUUAAUACACGUAAUAUUAGUCUCUUUUUUUUUUCUUUUUACAAAAUGUCAUAUUUUUGUACAAAUAAUUUUACAACUUUUCAUUUGUUUGAUUUUUACUUAAUCUAAUGAACAAUGAAUGAAUUCUGAAAAUAAAAUUCAAUCAUUUUGAUCCAGAAAAUGUCUAAUUUGAACUGCUCGAACUGCCUUGCUUCUGUGCAAAGUUGUAAUCUGUUUAUAAACUAUAGCUGAAAGUA